AUGAUGAAUACUCUGUUUUUACCAGCUGUUUAUCUUGGAGGAUGUAUUGCCGCUAUGAGUGCAUUUUCCUUUGUUUACAGAAGAGCCACCAUGUUCAAAUCCAUGGAAGCUUGGUUCCCCAUUAACACACAAAAAGAAGAAUAUAUUGCCCUUUUAAACUGCGAGCCUGCAGUUCCUGAAUAUCACUUACGUGCUGCUCUUUUACGUCGAGCUAUGGAAGCUGUUCGUCGCCUCGUUCAAAUACAACAAGAAAAACCCGCUUUACAACAAUUGAUGAAAACAGGUAGUAUUGGAGAUGAUCUCUGGCACGAAUUUCAAGCAGCUGAACAAGAAAUAACAGCGGAAUUGCAAGAAAUCUCAAUGGAAGCUAACACUUUCAAAGAGGGUUGGUCUCAGACUAUUUUCAGUACAGCCGCACAGAUGUUGGAACAUGAAAAGCAAAAGAAGCUACAAGUUGAAAUGAAGGCUAUGUUAGAAAAAGAAACAUUACGUAAGAAGAAAGAAGAGGAAAGAGAAGCUACUGAAGCCAAGAUGAACGAGGCUAAGCGUGAAAAGGAAGCCAAAAAAGCGGAAGAAGAGUUGCUAAGAAUGGAAGAAGAAGAAAAGAAGGCAGCAGCAGCAGCAGCAGCAUCGAAAAAGAAAUAG
Molecule: messenger RNA, 645 nt
Organism: Mycotypha africana
Lineage: Eukaryota; Fungi; Mucoromycota; Mucoromycetes; Mucorales; Mycotyphaceae
Product: Pre protein translocase subunit Sec66-domain-containing protein
Exons: 2
Coding region: 1-645 (214 amino acids)
Biological process (GO): post-translational protein targeting to membrane, translocation
Cellular component (GO): Sec62/Sec63 complex
Source: RefSeq, a predicted model, not a curated record